Sorex araneus (European shrew) is the source of this 1215-nucleotide messenger RNA. RefSeq names its product leucine-rich repeat-containing protein 37A3-like. The record is from RefSeq and is a predicted model, not a curated record. Lineage: Eukaryota; Metazoa; Chordata; Mammalia; Eulipotyphla; Soricidae. The transcript has a single exon. Bases 394 to 621 code for a protein of 75 amino acids.
CUCGAGUUCGGAACAUGAAGUUUCCCAGCCCCGUGUCACACACUGAAAAAAAUUACCGUUUUCAUAAAUCUUACUCUCGGCUUUGCCCAGAAUGCCCAAAGCCAGAGUGAGUACAGAGACGAAGGAAUCAGCACCCGAGAGGCCGGUGCGAGUCGCCAAGCGGCCUCCUUUCGCUGCGGUGAGAACCUCAUCAAGUCCCCGCCAAGAGAGGAGUCUCUGUCUUGGAGAGAUCAGGACGAACCUUGGCUCCAGUCCUUUCAACCUUCACACUCAUCUGCAGGAAAGAAGACCGCAGAAAGCACGCAUGCUGCAAAUGGGGCCAACACCAGAGGCAUCGCGCUGCCAGAGAAAACCGUCGGUAGCAAAGGCACCGCCCAUGAGAAGGACGCCGGGAUGCCGGGCAACCUCGUGCCGGCUGUCAAGCAGUCCAGCGAGACGCAGUGGGAAUAUCACAACGUGGCCACCGACAUCGUCUCUGCCACACAGAAACCACACCCCGGAGACCAACUGGACAUGCAACUCAUCCAGCAGCUGUGGUCCCUCAUCCCCAACAGUGACGUGAGGAAGCUCAUUGCUCACGAGAUCCGGACUCUGAAAUGGACCGCUCUGAGCCCCAGGUGAGGCUGGCGUGUGCCAAGCUCCUCUCCGGAACCGGCCUCCUGAUGAAGCGUCUCAGUGAGCAGCAGGAAGUAAAGGUUCCCGAGGCAGAAUGGGAUACAGACCAGUGGAAGACUGAGAACUACAUCAGUGAGAGAAGGAAGACCAGGGUGAGCAGAACAGCCAGAGGCAAGUGAAGUGAGAACAGAUUUCUUUCUUUCUUUCUUUCUUUCUUUCUUUCUUUCUUUCUUUCUUUCUUUCUUUCUUUCUUUCUUUCUUUCUUUCUUUCUUUCUUUCUUUCUUUCUUUCUUUCUUUCUUUCUUUCUUUCUUUCUUUCUUUCUUUUUUAAAUUUUUUAUUGAAUCACCAUGUGGAAAGUUACAAAGUUCUCAGGUUUAUGUCUCAGUUAUACAAUACUCAAACACCCAUCCCUUCACCCGUGCCCAUAUUCUACCACCAAAGACCCCAGUAUACCUCCCACCCCCCCGCCCCCCGCCCCCAUCCCUGCCUGCUUAGUUGAUAAAUUUCACUUCAUUUUCACUUUACCUUGAUUACAUUCCAUAUUUCAACACAACAUUCAGUAUUGUUGGAGUUUUCACCCAAGAAAGACAGCCCUACU